GCGGUUUUACCAAGGUCAACCUACACGAGGAGCAGCAGUGGGACAGACGGAAGCAUGAUCCUAGGUUGGGUGGCGGAGCCGACGCUAGCUGCGGCAGCGUCGAGCUCAUGGGUUGGGCGAACAUCCCAGACUCGACAUCUCCCGCGUUUCUCUGCGGCACGGCGGCCGUCGUCUGACACGGCCUGCACUCUUGACGACUCAGCUCAGGAAAAGCAGCCAGAGCCCAUGUCCCGAGCGUCUGUCGUUCGCCUUGUGUCCUCAACGUUGUUGGUUGGGUCAGCGGCUUGUGGCGUACUCGCCGCUCCCGCCUCGGCGUUGGACCCUCAGCGUGAUCGGAGAACGGCCGUAACGCCGCCGCGCCCUCUGCUGCUGCCCGUCGUGAAACUACGGGCAGCAACGGCGAAGGUGCUUGAUCUCUUGGAGGAUCCAGGCGGUUGGGAGGAAGCGAGGUCCCUUCUAAGGUCUCCGCCGCUGUCAAAUCCGGACUUUGCCAAGAUCUUGGAUCGCUACAGCGAUUCCAACUGGGAGAAACACAUAUUGGGGGACCUCUAUCGAAAUCAAGGCCUGGCGAGCAUCAAGGCUCUGGACGAAGUGAUGUCGUUUGCUCUGCAGCAGCAGGAGGAUGGGGUGGCGGUUUCGCAGGAGGACGUCGACGACGUGCUAGAGUCCGGUCGCGCUCUCGCGGCCAGCCUCGACGACUUCUUGGCCCUCGCGCCGCCGGAGGACCUACGAUUGGUCAAAGAUCUUGUCGCGGAUCCCGCACGAUAGUAAAGAGCUGCUGUUGUCGUACAACAAAGUGAGCAGUUGACUGAUGUUUUCAUCGAGGAUGUGCUGGUCGAGGGGAUCCAUUAGCUCGAACGUGAAGUGUAGCAAAGAAACGAUUUAGGGUGUGUUGUAUAACGACGUCUAGGUUCCCUCCCUGGUGUACUAGACUGAACACGCUUGGAGAUCACCCGCGUGGGUGUCAUCAUAUUUCUUGCAUCUUCUUCCUUGACUUGAGUGGUGGUGAUGUACAAGGGCAUUGAUAGAUUUACUAGACGCAAAACACGCCUUUUAAUAUCGUUAGAGUUGCCGUUCCGAGGCAAUUAAUAAAGGCGUCCGGUGUUCUGGAGGUUGACCUCAAUACGAUGAACAAGUUGACCCAUGCGCGCGCGGCUAGAGGGCGGUGCGAUCGUGGGUGAAACCCAGUCGCAUACGCUGAGUCAAUGGGUCCUAGGACAAAACAAGAGUACAUGCCUGAUGUUUUCUUCAUAAAUGCCAGCAUUUGUUGCAGGCAAUCGAACCCAAUGUUGGUUUAACCUUGACUGUAGUGCCGAAAUAUUUUGGUGAUGGACAACGAAGAACCGAAGGGCCGGGGAAAUAACACACCUGUGCGAUCAUUUUUAGUAGUUUCCCCCCAAGCACAGGCGGUAUCACCCAUUCUUGUGUUCAAAAUGCAACGCCCCCGCUCCUUCGCUCGAAGCGCAUAAAGGUGCGUCUCUCCGACCCGUGGGCUACUGGACACACGCGACUGCAUCAUACGUACUGCCGAAUACUGGCCCCGUCUUCGUUCUACAGAACGUGAACCCGCCUACAGAGCAACGAAGUAGAGUGGUUGAAACGUCCGGAGACCAUGGACGCAGGGGGGCGAUAAUAAAGUGACGAGCUUUGAACGGCUGCAUGGGGUGGUAGCGGAGUAGGGGGAAAGAGAAAUUGGAAGGUGU
Molecule: messenger RNA, 1703 nt
Organism: Ectocarpus sp. CCAP 1310/34
Lineage: Eukaryota; Phaeophyceae; Ectocarpales; Ectocarpaceae
Source: the annotation of a GenBank genome assembly